Messenger RNA from Tachyglossus aculeatus (Australian echidna), 1827 nucleotides. It is a transcript of the gene MEIOSIN, whose product is annotated as meiosis initiator. The record is from RefSeq and is a predicted model, not a curated record. Lineage: Eukaryota; Metazoa; Chordata; Mammalia; Monotremata; Tachyglossidae. Bases 1 to 1476 code for a protein of 491 amino acids. The transcript has 11 exons. Gene Ontology annotation, molecular function: protein dimerization activity.
AUGGGAGGGGAGAGCCGCGGCGCUCACGUGGUCAGGGAGGAGGCGGGGCUUGGGGGAGAACGGCCCGCGGGCCACUUGUGGGGGCCGGGGGUCGCCCGGGCUCGAGUCCCCUCGCGCCCGCUCCCGCCUUCUGGAGUCCUGAGGGCCUGCGCCUGCGCACUCCCCCCCCUCGGCCUGGCGCUGGCGCGUCCCGCGGCGUCGCGCGCCCGCCCCGGGCCCGCGCCCUCUCGGGCGGCGCGAGGCCUGGGGCCCCCCGGCCCCCUCCCUCUGAGGCGCCGGGAGCCGCGCGCCAUUUUCCCUCUCCUCAGGCCGGCCUCCAGGAGGAUGUUGAUCCCAAAAAAAAGUCGACGCUCCCCACCGGGGUGGUCCCCAGACCUGGGCAGCCGCAGAGUCAGCUUCCUAGGCCUUGCCAAAAGGAAGAAACUGUCCCACAACCCCAGCAGAUCCCUCCAGGAGCUGGCAUCGCUGCUUCCCAGACCCCUGCAUGCCAAUGGGAGGAAACUCACUAAGAAGGAGAUUCUGCUGCAUGUUCUGCGCUACAUCAAGCAUCUCCAGAGGAGCAUCAAAAAGGUCCAGGCCGUGCUCUACUUCCUGCCUGAGGACAGGGAAGGUGCCUGUGCCCAAAGCAGCGCUAAUGCGGGUGAAGAGCUGGAGGAUGAGGAAGACCUCUCUUCCAUGGGACCCAAGCUGGUGGACUACGACUCUGCCUGGGAGGAGGAGGAGGAUCCCGGCACAGGCCCGUGGCUCUCGACCCUGACCCCCCCAAACAGCCCCCUCGGCUUGGUGGUCCCUGGCUCUGAGCCCCCGCUGCUGCUGCUGCCCGCCCGGAACUGCUGCGCCACUGGCUGCAGUGCUCAGGACUUGGGCCUGAGCCCCUCGCUCUUCUCCUCGCCCAGUCACCUGCUGUCUGCUCAGACCCCACCCGAGGGGAUCGAGAGCGUUUCCCAAGCCCUGUUUGAAGACGUGUGCCUGAGCCUCUCCACGGGCACCCUGUGGAUGAAGGACCCUUGGACUUUGGAGGAUGACUUCUCGUCCUCCGGGGAGGAGGACGGGGACUGCGCCUGGAGCCCCGCCAAGCGGGACCCCAACCCAUCGCCCGUCAGGCCCAAGACCAAGAGGGUGGAGGAGCUGGGUCGACGGCUGGAGACCCCCAACCCUCCUUGUCCCUUCCUGUUGAAGAAGAAGUGUGUCAACGGAUUCAUCAUGUUCUGCCGCCUCAACCGCAGGCAGUACAUUCGCACCCGGCCUGGCAUCGCGUCCACCACUGCCACCAAAGAGCUGGCCCACCUGUGGCGUCUGAUGACCCAGCAGGAGCGAAAGCCAUACUGCUUCAAAGCUCGACGGUUCAGCCGCCUGCACAACCGCAUCGUGCGCAGUGAUAAUUCCAGCAGUGACGAGGAGCCGCCGCCCCAGAAGCCCUUCUACCUGCUCCUGGCUGAGAAAGCGCACUGCUUCCCUCCCCCAGGCACCCCGUGAUCCCCCCAGGGCUCCCUCCCCGGGUUGAGCAGCCUCACCAUAGCCCCCCUCGGGGCUGGGGCCUGGUGCCCCGUGGGCUUUAGUGGCAUCGGGACAAUCGAGGUUGGUACUACUGCCACCGUCGUGCGUGGUCGUUGUUCUGCGAGGUUUUAAUGUGAGGCCAGGUCAGGUUGCGGGGGGAUUACAGGGCCGGGGUGCCGUAGUCCCUAGCGGGGCAUGGUGCUCCGCUCCCAGCCCGGGCCCCGCUCCUGCUCGUGGCAAGCGGGGACCCUGGCCUCGGCGGGCUGCAAAUCCAGCCCGCAGAGUUCUUGUUAUUCAGGUGUUGGCAGCUUCCCACAGCCGUGGCCCCUC